Amaranthus tricolor (Joseph's coat) is the source of this 321-nucleotide messenger RNA. RefSeq lists its product as uncharacterized. The transcript is spliced from 2 exons. NCBI's taxonomy places the organism in Eukaryota, Viridiplantae, Streptophyta, Magnoliopsida, Caryophyllales, Amaranthaceae. The coding region runs from base 1 to 321 and encodes 106 amino acids. The record is from RefSeq and is a predicted model, not a curated record.
AUGUGUAGGGUUAGAGGAAAAAGCAGGAAGCAAACUGUUACAUCUCAUAAAGAUGUUGGGAGUGAAAAAGAGGAGAUAUUUCUGGACUCUAAGCGAAGAGGAAGGCCACAGAAACCAUUGAAGGAUGAGGUUGAAGAUGACGAGGUUGAGAAGAAGAGGUCGUUUCAAGCUAAAGAUUGUUCGGAUUGUGUCAAGGAGGAAAUUGGCUUAAAAACCAAUUCUGUUGUUAAAGAUUCUGCAAAAUCAGUAGGGUUUAGGCAAAAUGGAAGCAGACGAAAAAAUAAGCCUCGUCGAGCUGAAGUUGGUGUAGAAUGCAAUUGA